This is a messenger RNA of Cuscuta europaea, 2321 nucleotides long. The record is from the annotation of a GenBank genome assembly. Lineage: Eukaryota; Viridiplantae; Streptophyta; Magnoliopsida; Solanales; Convolvulaceae.
UCCUGUAGGGCCCUGCGACCUGCGUCGUUGGCCAUCCUUCCGGCUUCCUCUCUGGACUCCGACUCUGGGCUCUGCCUCAGUGCCUCCAGCUCCACUGCUCGUCUGCUCCAGCCAUUGAAGCCAUUGACACGGAGUGACGGAGAGGCGAGGUUACGAAUUCCAGAUUUCAGGAUGUUUGAUAAAGUUCAACUUAUUAUUCAUCAUGGAGGGACAUUUGUUCAGCGCCCAAAAACCAUGUAUAAAGGUGGUGGGGUUGAUUGUGUGGAGAUAGAUCCAGACUUCAUUUGUUACCCGCACCUUAUGAAGUGUUUGCGCUCAGGAAGGUAUGGAAAUAUACAAGGGUUGUACUUCAAAAGACCGCACGAUCCAAUGGGGGAACUGUAUGAAUUGUUUGACGACAAGACCACAUUGCACUUAAUACAUUUGGCCAGUCAUUGCGGUAAAAUUGAAGUCUUUGUUGAGCAUGGCUUGGACGAGGUUGAAUUAGUUGACCUACACCUUGUCCCUAAUGAGCCAUUUGAGCCACACCCUCAAGAUGAAACACCAGCCACACAUGCAGAGAGUAGGAAUGCAGUUGACGUAGAUUGUGCUGAAGGUGAACAGAAUGGGAAUGAAGAAGAAAUGUGUGACCGUCGUGAUGAAAAUGAUCAAGAAAUGCCUCAAGUGAAUGAAUCAGAACAAGAUGGAAGUGAGGACGGUGAAAGUGAACACUAUAUGGAUUCAGAGGCUGAAUCAGAUGGGGGUAAUGGUUAUAAAAAGAGUGCUUUACAUUCCUCAUAUAAUCCAGAGUCUGAGCCGCCUUUAAUCGAGUUAGCAAUGUUAUUUGAAGAUGGUAGACAAUUUAAAAAUGCUAUUAUCAGAUAUGCCUGCCAUGAAAAGAAAGAUGUUUAUUUCAAAAAAACGAGCCAAUGAGGGUAAGGGUCAAAUGUGCUAAAAAUUGCCCAUAUACCUGCACGGCCAGUUGGGAACGCAGGUUGCGUUGUUUCUAAGUAAAGGUGCUAAAUCCAAUACAUUUGUGUAAUACAAAAUUUAAGUUGAGGGUUGUAAGUCAAAAUUGGAUUGCGGAUAGGUAUGAGGAAAAGGUAUUAGAGAACCCUUCUAUAGGUGCAACAGAAUUGAAAAACCUCAUCAAAGCAGACCUAAAGAUCAAUGUGUCUAUAAGUAUGGUGACUAGAGCUCUGAAAGAAAUUAAGGUGAAGACAGAAACUGCCUUUAAAGAUCAAUUCAAGAAACUGAGGGAUUAUGCUCAGGAGUGCCUCAACUCUAUUCCCAACAGCACUAUUGUCAUCCACACCGUGAGAGUGGUCCCUGAUGCUCCUCCCGUAUUUCAAAGGAUUUAUAUUUGUUUUGGUCCAGUGAAGAGAGGGUUUCUUGAUGGUUGUAGAAAAGUGAUAGGUUUAGAUGGUUGUUUUCUCAAGGGCCAAUUGAAGGGUGAGAUAUUAACUGCAGUGGGAAGAGACGCUAAUAACCAAAUGUACCCAAUAGCAUGGGCUGUGGUUGAAAUUGAAAAUAGUUCAUCAUGGACCUGGUUCCUGGAGCUUCUUAAGAAAGACUUGGAGAUUACCACGGCCGAGUCUUGGACACUAAUUUCUGAUCAACAAAAGGGUUUGUCCAAUGUCAUAUCUCAUGUGUUCAGUGGAGCAGAGCACAGAAACUGUGCUAGACAUAUCCAUGCAAAUUGGAGCAAAAAGCAUGGUGGAAUGGUGCUUAGGAGACAUUUUUGGGCAUGUGCUAAAUCUCCAAAUGAACCUCUAUUACACCGCACACUACAUGACUUACGCAAGCUUGACCCAGAAGCUGCUCAAGACCUGGAAAAGUACCCUUUUAAAUUGUGGUGUAAGGCUUAUUUCCGGACAGAUGUGAAUUGUGACACGGUUGAGAAUAAUCUGUCUGAGCCCUUCAAUGGCACUUUAUUGAAGUGCAGGGAAAAGCUACUCAUACCUAUGUUGGAAGACAUCCGGGUUGCGAUGAUGAGGAGGAUUGGUAAGAAGAGGAAUGGAGUGCUUAAGUGGUCAGGAAAUUGUGGACCAUUGAUUGCAAAGAAGCUGAAUAAGAACAUUUUUGCUAGUCAAGGUUGGCAUGUGGAUUUUAAUGGUGAUGAUGGAUAUGAGAUCAAGAAAGGGAGGCAGCAGUUCAAGGUAAGCCUUAGUGGUAGGUCAUGUUCAUGUAGAAGAUGAGAUCUCUCUGGAAUCCCAUGUGCACAUGCAAUUUGUGUCAUCUUUAACAAAGGAUUGGAUCCUGAAGACUUUAUCCACACAUGCUACUCCAAGGAUAUGUAUAAAAGCACAUAUGCAUACACUUUAGACCCUAUUAAUGGUGAC